Molecule: messenger RNA, 1125 nt
Organism: Emiliania huxleyi CCMP1516
Lineage: Eukaryota; Haptophyta; Isochrysidales; Noelaerhabdaceae
Exons: 1
Molecular function (GO): 2 iron, 2 sulfur cluster binding; oxidoreductase activity
Source: RefSeq, a predicted model, not a curated record
UUCUCGUGGGAGGCCAACUGGUAUCCCGUCAUGCCUGUGAGCUAUGCCGACCCCGUGCGUCCCAACGGGUUCACGCUCCUCGGCAAGCACCUCGUCCUAUGGAAGAGCGCAGACGGAUGGGCAUGCGUCGAGGAUGCGUGCCCACACCGGCUAGCUCCGCUCAGCACGGGAAGAGUGACGGAGGAGGGCACGCUGAUGUGCCGCUUCCACGGCUGGCGCUUCGACGGUGCCGGUAACUGCGUCGAGGUGCCCAAUGCCGACGCUGGCGCCGCAGCCUCGCUUUGCGGGGCACCAGAGACGUGCGCUACCAGCUAUCCAGUGCAGGAGGUCUCGGGGCUGCUGUGGGUCUGGCCAGAGGCUGGGCUGGAGGGGCUCGGCCGCAGCCUGCUCGAGGAGCCGGCGGCGCUGGGGAGCGGCGCGCAGGACUGGGUGAUGACGGUGCCUCCGGUGUCGUACGAGUCCAUGGUGGAGAACUCGAUGGACCCCAGCCACGCGCCGCAUCUGCACGAGGGGACAUUCGCGGCGUCAGACAUGGUGCCGCUCACCGACUACUCGGCCCCCGCCGAGCCGCUGGGAGACGAGGGGUUUACCGUUGCGCACGGGGGCUACACGACCAAGAAUGACGGCAUGAAGGCUACGCGAACCUUCCGAUCCCCGAGCUUCGUGGAUGUGAACUACGAGCUCCCGUCGGGCAAGCAGCAGAACUUCCAGCUCUUCUUCGUCCCCUCGACGCCCUUCGAGACGCGUGUGAUCACGGGGCUGGGGCUGCCGCAGCUUCCUGCGUGGCUGCCCAAACGCGAGCUGCUGGCAGACCUCCUGCACGCAUUCUUCUUCUCGCGCAGUGCGCUGUGGCGGUUCAACGACCAGGACCGACUGGUGAUGCAAGGGCAGGACCGCAACCAGGCGGCCGAUCCGGACCGGCGGCAGGCAGCAUGGGACGUCGCGACGCCGUCGGAUACGGGCGUCUCGACCUUCCGCAAGUGGCUGGCCGAAGUUGGCGGCGGCGGUCCCUUUGCCAGCAGCGGGGCCGCGGCUUCGCUGCCCACGACACAGGAGGAAGUGAGCCGUUGGAACGUGCACGGCAAGCACUGCCCCUCUUGCAAGCGCGCGCUGGCGCUGCUCGAA